Molecule: messenger RNA, 807 nt
Organism: Capsicum annuum
Lineage: Eukaryota; Viridiplantae; Streptophyta; Magnoliopsida; Solanales; Solanaceae
Product: mitogen-activated protein kinase kinase kinase 20-like
Exons: 1
Coding region: 1-807 (268 amino acids)
Biological process (GO): protein phosphorylation
Molecular function (GO): ATP binding; protein kinase activity
Source: RefSeq, a predicted model, not a curated record
AUGGAUAAGUGGAUGAAACUUUUCCUUCUUGGUGCUGGCUCUUACGGCAAUGUCUAUUAUGCGGUGAAGUUCCAUUCUUCUUCUUUAUCUGCUGAAGUUGCUGCUGUUAAGUGUUCAGAUUAUCACCGUACGAAUUCACUUGAACUUGAAGCGAAAAUCUUGACAACUCUCAAAGGCUGUCCAAACGUGAUCCAGUCCUUUGAAUCAUCCGUCAGCAUGGCUAAUGGUAUUCCAACUUACAAUCUGUUUCUUGAAUAUGCAUGUGGUGGAUCGCUCCAUGAUUUGAUCAUCAAUUCGAAGAAAGGGAUGAUGAAGAUGUCAGAAUUGGAAGUAGGUUUCUACGCAUAUCAACUCUUGAAUGGUAUUCAACAUGUUCAUAAGAAAGGGUGGAUUCAUUGUGAUAUUAAACCUGCUAAUAUUUUAGUUUUCGACAAUGAACGUGGUGGGAUGCACAAAUUGAAGCUGGCCGACUUUGGAUUAUCAUUGAGAGUUGAUGAUGGGAUGGCAUAUAUGACUGGACGUCCAUUGAGCAAUCGCGGGACUCUACUUUAUGCGCCUCAAGAAUCUUUGACGUGUGGUUAUCAUUCCAAAGCUUAUGAUAUAUGGUCGAUAGGGUGCACAGUGGCGGAGAUGAUGACUGGGAGUCGCGUUUGGAAUAGUCGCGGUACAAAGGAAUAUUUGGAGUGGCAGAUUAUGAAUAAAUAUCCCGUGAUUCCGAGUAUUGUUUCUGAGAAUGCCAAAGAUUUUUUGCACAGGUGUUUCAUAAGGGAUCCUCUAAGAAGAUGGACGUCGGAACAGCUAAUGUAA